This is a messenger RNA of Anopheles gambiae (African malaria mosquito), 7613 nucleotides long. RefSeq lists its product as uncharacterized. The record is from RefSeq and is a predicted model, not a curated record. Gene Ontology annotation, cellular component: nucleus. Lineage: Eukaryota; Metazoa; Arthropoda; Insecta; Diptera; Culicidae. Gene Ontology annotation, molecular function: zinc ion binding. The transcript is spliced from 2 exons. Bases 210 to 1280 code for a protein of 356 amino acids.
GACGUCAAAGCAUUUGUUUACAAGCGUCAUACAACACUUAGCUUUCGACUAGUCUUCACUGCCAGCUCGUAUUUCUCGCAUUAAAAGGUCAGUAUUCAGUGUACCGUGCCUAAUAGCUUCGUGUGCUUUACUUUCCCAUAUAGGUGUUGUGGAUAUUGCCCACAAGACGAAGAGCAUUGAGUGCCCGUGCCUUCAACAGCUGUGGUAAGAUGCGCGACGGAUCAGAACACCCGUGUCGCGUUUGUCUGGCGGAAGGUGCGCGGAACAUUUUCAAUACCAACACUAUAGACGAUGCAAUGUGCACCUUCGCUUCUAUCAACCACAUUCGCCACAAGCUGCAGUACGUGACGCAGCUCCAGGUAAACGAGGACGAUGGGCUACCGUUCUGGAUCUGCGAGCUGUGCGUCGUGCAGCUGAAUGUGGCCUACCACUUCAAGAUGGUUGCUAGCGAAUCGGACAGCGUACUGCGACGGCGCCUGAAGGACAGGGAAUCACCCUCGAACGUCACUCGCGAUGCAUUCGCGUCGCAGCAAACGCAGUCGAUCAAUCCAGACCAGCCGGCCAUAAAGCAGGAACCAGCGUCUGACAUUGAGCUGGGUCCUGUGACAGUGUGCGAAAACGAUUACGUUUCCCCACCCGAGGAAGCGAGGAAUGAGCUAGUGGUUACACCUAACGAAACGGACAAAAUCUCGGGCAUGGUUUACGUACAGAAAAAUCUGCUCAAUCCAGCCGAGGAUGAAGCCUACCUGAAGAACAUCUUGGAAAAUAAAGUCAUCGCCAUACCGUACGAAGUAAUCAGCGACGGUGGUGCCACCAAAGAUCAGCAAACGUUGAGUACGACCACCCCUACGGUCAACCAAUCGCACAGUCAGGGUGAACCAGUGAAAAAGCUGGGCCAGAAAAAGCGCAAUAGAAGCAGGUUGGAAAAUCAGCAAUCAGUAUCGUCGUCGAAGAAAGUGAAACGCACACCAAAGGAAGGGACAAUGAAAGGGCAGCUAACUCCCGGUACCGGCACCGAAGCUAGUUCUCAGCCGGUGGACGACAAGCACGGCGGCACACCAAACGAAAACGCGAAGCUUCCGUCAAAGGCUGCGCUGCGCCAGCGGCGGCUGCAAAAGGUGCUAGAAAGUUUGCGCAUCGACAUGGUGGACGACAAGCUGGUGAACCGGUACGGCUUGAUGCAGAACAUGCCGCAGGUUAUGCCGCCGCUUGCCCUGCCAAGCAAUCCCAUGAAGCGGCGCAACUCCAUCUGCGUAUCGUCCUUUAGCCAGUGGUUGUAGCGUGAGCAUAUUCUUAACACGAGUACCAAAUAGGUUUUAAGAGCUUUGUUUUGAAGACGCGUCAUGUGUUUUUCGUUGAGUUUAGUGAGAUAGAACUACCUGUUAAUGUAUGCAGCUACGACAUGCAUUCCUAUACCAAUUGGAUGAACUUGUUCGGACGGAAGGUUACACUUAGUCUUAGACCACUCAAAAAGGUACAUUCAGUACGUAGCUGUUUGCACCCGGUUCAUAUAUGUUAUCGAUCGUCUUUUUUUAAACAUUCUUAGAUUAUCACUUUCGGUUAAGCAAAUGGUAGGUGUUGCGUUCUGGAACAUGGUUUGUUGGUUCCUUUCCCCCUUGACGCCUCUACGCCCUACGUUGUGUUUUGUUGUGUCGUCUUCGAUCGCCAAAGGAGACAAAGUAAAGAACACGUCCGGCUCGUAUCGAGUUUCAUGCGCUAGUGCCGCUUUAUUCGCACACAUACUUAAUCACAAAUUGUCGAUCGGCAGUGCUGCCAGAAAAUACAUUUAACUUUUAAUUCCCAACUGACAAAACAACCGCAAACAAUUCAAAAUGACCGUUUCAUAACCCUUACAUUCCAACAUAGCGGCCACCUAAAUUUACCAAAUUUACCUCUUUCCAUUACUUCACAAAAUGCCUGACUUUAUGAUAUCUAAUUCACUCUCUCAAACGGAAGAAGACUAAUCCUAUUCGCUGGCCUCUUAUACAAGCCGUUCCUAGUCCUGAUACUAACGACUCUCACUACGCCAUCUGGGCCAGGAAAUACCUCAGCAAUCCGUCCCAUUGGCCAAUGGUGAGGAGUCUUCCCAUCCUCUUUCAACAGGACCAUUUGUCCUACCUUUAGCUCUACUACUGCCUUGCCGCGUUGAUGUUCGUUAUGUAGUUCGCUAAAAUAUUCCCUACGCCAACGCGCCCAAUGAUUCUGUACCACUCUACGCAAUUCCUCAUACCGCUUCAAUCUAUUGAUUGGUACAUCACCCACGUCAGGCUCCGGUAGAGCGUUCAUCGGAGCCCCGAUUAGAAAAUGCCCCGGCGUCAAUACAUCAAGUUCUUCCGGAUCCUCCGACAACGGUGUAAGCGGUCUGCUGUUGAGUUGAGCUUCCACUUGUGCCAGUACCGUCGACAUCUCCCCAAACGCCAGCUGCCGAUCACCAACAACCUUCAGUAGGACGCGUUUUGCCGCUUUUACCGCUGCCUCCCAAAGGCCGCCAAAGUUCGGUGCAUGGGGUGGGAUGAAGUGCCACUUAACGCCAGCGCCAACAGCAUACCUCGAUAUAUCCUCCACCGCCGAAUCGCUGUUCAUCAACGUGUAGAAGUCAUCGAUCACCUUACUCGCUCCUUGGAAGUUGAGACCGUUAUCGGAAUAGACCUCGCUGGGCAAACCCCGUCUUGCCACAAACCGACGAAACGCCGCUAGAAAUGCAUGAGUUGAUAGAGACUCCACAAGCUCGAUGUGAACAGCCUUUACUGAAAAACACACAAAGAUUGAAAUAUAUGCUUUUUCAGCUGCUGCUCGGCGAUGCACCGGCUUCAAGUAAAUGGGUCCACAGAAAUCAACCCCUACGAUCGAAAAUGGUCGAGCUGGCAUAGCACGCGACACGGGUAGCUGUCCUGGUGGUUGUUGAACUAACGCGGGAUUCAUCCUGAAGCAUACCAGACAGCCUCUGCAAACACUAUUGACCAAAGAUCGUCCUUGAAUUGGCCAAAAUUCUCUCCUGAGUGCGCUCAAUGUUGUAGUUGGCCCACCAUGAAGUGCCAAUCGAUGAUAAUAUUCUGCCAUUAGCCUAGUAAAUCGUGACUUCUUGGGUAGCGCCAACGGAAAUCUGCUACAAACUUGCAUGGCUUUAGCGCGAUGCAAGCGGCCACCAACUCGGAGCAAACCAUCACCGUCCAAAAAAGCUCCUAAUGUCUUCAGUGAUGAUUUGGGACGUACCGUUUGUCCAGCAGACAACUCCUUGAUCUCAGCCGCAAAGUAUAUCCGUUGUUCUCUUUUCACCAGUCGAAUUUUCGUCUCUGCUAGCUCGCUCACCAACAAAACACCUUUGUGUUUAGGAUCCAGCUUUCGUUGGCAACAACGAAUAAAUCUCAUACAAUACGCAGUGAUCCGCAGUAAUUUGUCAUAGUUGGAAAACCUAUCACACCAAUCAUCGCUCUCGCUACUUACUGCGGCCACCAAUGAGCUCUUCCUUCGUUCCAAUAACUCCUCUUCGGGUUUUGCCAACACACCGCUAGCAUUCUUCUUCCAUUCUUCCUCUGAUAGUUGUAACCACCCUGGACCAUGGAACCACAGCUUCGAUGCUAACAGCUCGCUCGGCAUAGCUCCACGCGAUACAAUAUCGGCAGGAUUGUCAACGCCCUUCACGUGCAUCCAUUUGUAGCCAUGCGUCAAUUCCUGAAUUUCGGAUACCCUAUUCGCUACGUACGUAGCCCAAGAAUGGGAUGGUGCUCGAAUCCAAUGCAACACGAUUGUCGCAUCAGUCCACAUAAAGGUUUCCACGUCUGGAAUUCUCAACGCUUGGCGUACCACUUUCUGCAACCUUGCUGCCAGUAAUGCUCCACAAAGUUCUAACCGGGCCAAACUGACUCUUUUCAGCGGCGCAGGACGAGACUUUGCAGCAAGCAACUCAACUACCACUUCCCCGCUGCUACCAAUCGUUCUAACAUACACGCAUGCCCCAUAAGCCGCUUCAGAUGCAUCCGAAAAGCAAUGUAGUUGAACAGCAACAGGAUUAUGCACAACAGCAUGGCGCGAAAACUUAACCUCCUUCAGCAACCCGAGUUGUGAUUGAAAAGCAUACCAUCGUUCUUGCAUGACAGCCGGUAUUUCUUCAUCCCAGUCAUCAGUUGCCAACCACAACGAUUGCAUAUUUAUCUUGGCCCAAGAUGUCACAGGAGCCACCAGCCCCAAAGGGUCGUAUAUACGUGCUACCAAAGAGUAAACCUUUCUACGGGACCAGCUCUCGUUGUUCAUCUGAAUGUUCGAGUCUAUGUACAGUUGGUCCGAUUCUGGUAGCCACGCGAUACCUAGAGUUUUUAUUGGCUCCUCUGGAACUUCAAACAUUUUAACGUUGGAUGUUGCUCUGUCUUCCGCUGAAACGCUAGAUAAAACAUCUGGUUUGUUAGAAUUCCAUUUAGUUAGAUGAAAUCCGCCCUUUCUCAACAAUAGCGUCAGCUCAGCUUGCAACAUAACUGCUUCUUCUUCGCUAGAGGCACCACCAAUGUAGUCAUCAACAUAGAAGUCCUCUAACAACGCCUGUCUCGCCAAGGGAAAGUUUUCCCCUUCAUCAAUUGCCAAUUGCUGCAGUACUCGAAUGGCCAGAAAGGAGGACGGGGCAAGUCCAAAUGUGACCCGCUGCAACUCGUAGACUUCGAUGGACUCAACAGAUGAGCCUCGCCAUAAUACACGUUGAAAACGAGUGUCGUCGGGAUGCACCUUGACUUGCAGAUACAUCUGUUUUAUGUCUGCCACUAAUGCCACGCUCCUCAUCCGAAAUUUCAGCAACAACGCCAACAAGUUCUCCUGAAUCACAGGACCAGUCAUUAACAAAUCAUUAAGAGACUUACCACCGUCGGUAGAGGCCGAUCCAUCAAACACAGGUCGUACCUUUGUACUGGUACCGGACGCCUUGAUUACCGGAUGAUGCGGUAAGAAAUAAUGACCAUGAGCUGCCUCAGAAUCAGGGUUCGCAGCCACCUUGACUAAAAUCCCUUUGUCGAUGUAGUCGUUGAUAACCGCCGUAUACCUUUGUUUCAACCAUGGGUCCCGAUUGAAACGUCGUUCUAACUGCAAAAACCGUUUUCUCGCUAUCGCACCGGACGGUCCCAAUUGAUUCUGUAAGUCACACUUAAAUGGCAGCUUCACUAUAUAUCUCCCUUCACUAUACCGCUGAUGAGUUUGCACAAAAUGUGCUUCGCAAUCCCUUUCUUCCUGACUAUGUUGAAGCGGCUCACGUAUUUCUUCAAUAAUCCAAAAACGCUCAAUUAAAUCGUCCAACCUAGUACACGUGCCACAAGUAACAUAAUUGCUACCUUCAGAAGCCAGCGGAACUUUCCCAGUUGCAACCCAUCCAAAAACAGUACUAAUAAAUGUUGGGAGCGCUGGUAGCUCGAGCCUAAUUUUACCACGGUUGUCCGGUUUCAAAAAAGUCGCGUAAAAUUCGGAGCCCAUCAAUAAAUCCACUUCAGCAUCACUAUCGAAAUUAGGAUCCGCGAGCACAAAAUUCAUCGGGAGAUUCUGCCUGCUAAUUUGAUUUCCAGUUACCGGCCUGUAGCUAGAAAUUCUCGGCAACACUAGAAACUGCAUACGUUCUUGAUAGUUACAACUUUUGGAACGUAUGACAGUCGUUACCGACAUCGUUAUGUCCACUUUCGAAUGUCCAACUCCCGAUAAUGCCGUUUUACUUUCGUACUGCGGUAACUUAAGCCGCGCAGCCAAGCCCUUUGUCAUCAGGUUCACCUGAGACCCACUAUCGAUCAAUGCUCUUGCUGACAACCAUUUGUUACCACACGCACGCACACUCACUAUCGCCGUUGAUAAUAACACAGAAGUGCACUCUCUGUUCGAUGACGCGUUCACCACCACAUUUUGCGUGCCACUGGUAGAUGGAAGUUCUUCACGAACCGACGGACCGAUCGUUUCACUUACAUUUUCACCGUGUAGAAGGGAAUGAUGUUUACGAUUGCAGAUAUUGCAUCGCGCACGUGACCAACACUUGGCUUGAAAAUGCCCUUGCCUCAAACAAUUAAGGCAAAGCUUCUUAGCUUCAACCACUUCACGACGACGCGGCAACGUUAAACUCCGAAACGAGUCACAAUUUUCCACCAUGUGCGAUCCAUCACAUUUUGCGCACUUUGCUUCUGCAGCCACAUUAGACGCAACACGACGUUCACUUGUAGAUUUGCCCGCCGCCAUUGGCCUAUCCACUGCAAACGCGUCCAUUAUGCGCGUCUGUGUGCGCAAAAAGUUUAACAAAUCCGUCACCGUUUUUUGCUCACUUUCUUCAACGUGCCUUUCCCACUUUUGUUGGGUGCUUUCAUCCAACUUUGAAAUGAUUAUCUGAAUAAUCAAACAUCCCCACUGUUCGGUCACUUCACCUAACUGCUUUAGAAUUUGUAAGUUCCUUUCGAAACAAUCGAUAAGCCCAUGAAUACCCACCGUGUUCAUGACUUUCAUCCGUGGCCAUUGUAGCAUCGCGUUAACAUGACGCUUUUUCAAAAUAUAUUCGUUAGAAUAUCGCUUUUUCAAAGCAUCCCAAGCCACAUCAUAAUUCGCAUUACAGGCUUGCAAGGUAUCCACCACCUUCAGCGCUUCACCUUUCAGAGAACCCUUCAAAUAAAGCAUCUUUUCAACCUGCGACAAUUUCUCGUUCUCAUGAACAGUAACAACAAACAUGUCGUGAUACGGGAGCCAUUCGUCAUAUUUUCCGGAAAAUUGAGGAAGCGUCAACUGAGGCAAACGAACACUAUUAUAAUCAUCGCACACGCGUUCCUGUUUCACACUCGGUAUCUCCGCUCCAGCCCGCAGCUUUCCCAAUAAUUUUCCUUUCAAUAGCAUGACUUUGUCUUCAAUCUCACCAUAAAGCACAUCGUUAUCUUCACUGUAAUCUUUUGCGCCAAUAUUUCGAGCCAAAGCCUGAAACUCCCUCCAACGCUCGUUCAAUAGAUCGAGACGAGGCGUCAAUUCUGGGAAAUCACUCUCUUUGUACUGCGCCAAAAACGUGUCGAUUCUUGUCAACGAUUGCACGACUCGGUCGCGCUCGCGCUUUAGGAUAAUCAUAUCCAGUUCUUCUGCUUGUGUGUGUUGCAUUGUAUUGUUCGAACCCGAUGCGUCAGAGAAACCGGCAAAAUCUUCACUAACCGACAUUUCUAAUACGCGACACAAAAUGCAUACACACGCAAAGAACACCCACUAGCACAAUGAUUUCUCACGCUUUCGCGAUUUUUUCUUAUUCAGAAAUCCACCAACGCUCGAUACGGAACUUUCAGAUUUCACACGCGUUACGCGAUUUUUGCCAAAAGAAAUCACACAAAGUUCUUCACUUUAACCAGUCAAACCAAACCGCAAAUAUUAGACCAUCCUGGUCACGGCACCAAUGUUGCGUUCUGGAACAUGGUUUGUUGGUUCCUUUCCCCCUUGACGCCUCUACGCCCUACGUUGUGUUUUGUUGUGUCGUCUUCGAUCGCCAAAGGAGACAAAGUAAAGAACACGUCCGGCUCGUAUCGAGUUUCAUGCGCUAGUGCCGCUUUAUUCGCACACAUACUUAAUCACAAAUUGUCGAUCGGCAGUGCUGCCAGAAAAUACAUUUAACUUUUAAUUCCCAACUGACAAAACAA